CUUCUUUGUCGAGACUUUCUGCUCAAGGAAAGAACACGAUCUUGCUAUGGGACAAAGUGAUCUUGAUAGGCAAAUCGAAAAAUUACGAAACUGUGAACUCAUUUCAGAACUUGAAGUCAGAGAACUUUGUCGAAAGGCCAAAGAAGUUCUGAUAGAAGAAAGUAACGUACAAAGAGUUGACGCACCUGUUACAAUAUGUGGCGAUAUACAUGGACAGUUUUUUGACCUAAAGGAAUUGUUUAAGGUUGGAGGAGAUUGUCCAGAUACAAAUUAUCUUUUUUUGGGUGAUUUUGUAGAUCGUGGUUUUUACAGUGUAGAGACAUUUCUAUUACUUCUAGCACUUAAGGUGAGAUAUCCAGAUAGAAUUACAUUGAUACGUGGUAACCAUGAAUCACGACAGAUCACUCAAGUAUACGGAUUUUAUGAUGAAUGUCUUCGAAAAUAUGGUUCAAUCAAUGUAUGGAGGCAUUGCUGUGAGAUUUUCGAUUACAUGAGUUUAUCCGCAAUCAUUGAAGAUAAGAUAUUUUGUGUACAUGGUGGAUUAUCACCAUCCAUCACUGCAGUGGAUCAGAUUCGUAUGAUUGACAGGAAGCAGGAAGUUCCACAUGAUGGAGCUAUGUGUGACCUGCUAUGGUCUGAUCCAGAUGACAUUGAAGGUUGGGGUUUUAGUCCUCGAGGAGCAGGUUAUUUAUUUGGAGGCGAUGUUGUUAACGUGUUUUUACAAACUAAUAAUUUAGAAUUAAUUGCACGUGCCCAUCAAUUAGUAAUGGAGGGUUAUAAAUUGAUGUUUAAUGAUACAAUAGUUACUGUGUGGUCCGCACCAAAUUAUUCAGCGAUUCUCGAGUUAGAUGAUCAAUUGAAUAAAAAUUAUAAAAUAUUCGAGGCAGCAGCACAGGAAAUUCGCGGUGCACCAACAAAAAGGACAGUACCGGAUUAUUUCUUGUGA
Molecule: messenger RNA, 946 nt
Organism: Funneliformis mosseae
Lineage: Eukaryota; Fungi; Glomeromycota; Glomeromycetes; Glomerales; Glomeraceae
Source: the annotation of a GenBank genome assembly